GGUUAAAUUGUCGAAAAAAGUUGAUAUUUCUCUAUGGUCACGUAACUCUUGCUCCGAGCUUAGCUUCCUCCUCUGUCAAAAAUGUGUCGUUGAUUGAAUGAAGUUGUUACAAAUUCGUAAAAUAGCAUAAAUGGUGUUUUAGUGAAUUUAAGUGUAUUCGCCAACAUAUAUGCUUCUUACUUAGUGGUUGAGAGCACAUUAUUGUGUUCGCAUCAAUUAUUCUGUAACGAAAAUGGACGUAGAUACAGAUGGCAGGCAGUCGCGCUCUCGCAGCCGCAGCCGCUCUGUUGAAUCGGAAUCAAAAAUGUCGCACGACGGUUCUACACACUCUAGACGUAACUCAAGAUCGGGAUCGCGUUCAAAGUCGCGAUCCCGCUCUAAGUCCCGCUCACGUUCUAAAUCUGGGUCCCGCUCCAAGUCCCGGUCUCGGUCCCGCUCCAAGUCGCGGUCCCGCUCCAAGUCGAGCUCGCGCUCCCGCAGCGGGUCGCGCAGCUCGUCGGGCGCCAAGUCCCGGUCGCGCUCCCGCAGCGGCUCCCCCGCCCGCUCGCGCUCCAGGAGCGGCUCUCCGCGCAAGUCCAGGUCCCGCAGCGCCUCACCGAGGAGGUCCCGCAGCCGCUCCCUAGCUAAAUCCAAGUCUAGGUCCCGGAGCAAAUCCCGCUCGCCGGACAAAAUGAUUGUGGACGACGAUGGCGAUGCAGCCACGGAGCGACACGACGACGAACAGCCGCGCGCUAAAACACCGCCAGAAAUCCGUGCAAGUCGUUCACGCUCGCGAUCGAUUUCGCGUCGAUCUAAGUCGAAAUCUCGUUCAAGAUCCAAAUCACGCUCCAAAUCAAAAUCCGUUGAGAGAGCUGGCAAAAGCAGAAGCCGCUCUCGUUCUGAGUCGGGACUACGGAAAACUGCAUCGCGGUCUCGAUCGAGAUCCGGUUCUCGAUCAAAAUCUAGAUCCCGCUCUCGCUCACGAUCUGGAUCACGAUCAAAGUCGCGCUCUAGAUCACGAUCGAAGUCAAAGUCUCGAUCCCGGUCUCGAUCAAAGUCGGGAUCACGCUCGCGGUCCGGUUCCGCCAAGUCUAAGUCCAGGUCGCGCUCCCGCUCCCGUUCCAGCUCUCGUUCCGGAUCUGGGUCACCUUCUCGUCGAGGCAAGAAGCGGCGCGCUGUCCGCCUGGACUCGGACGAGUCGGGCGGUGAGGAGCGCGGGCCUGGCGAGGAGGGCGCGCCGGAGGGCGAGGAGGGCUCCGCGCCCGCCGCGCCCCAGCCCGUGGCUGAACCCGAUUCCUCCGACGACGAGCUGGCUCCCGACUCCAAGUCCUCCGAAAUGGCGGCCGGCAUGUCGGACUUCGAGAUCAUGCUGGCCCGCAAGCGUGACGAGCGCCGCGGCCGCCGCCGCCGCCGCGAUAUUGAUAUCAUCAACGACAACGACGACCUCAUCGCACACCUGCUGCAGCAGAUGCGCCAGGCGGCCGAGGAGGACCGCGACCUUAACAAGCGCAACCAGCCCGCCGUGCGCAAGGUGUCCAUGCUGAAGUCGGCGAUGUCGCAGCUCAUUAAGAAGGACCUGCAGCUUGCGUUCCUGGAGCACAACGUGCUCAACGUGCUCUGUGACUGGCUCGCGCCCAUGCCCAACCGGGCUCUGCCCUGUCUACUCAUUCGCGAAAGCAUUCUUAAGUUGCUCAUGGAUUUUCCCUCGAUCGAUAAAUCAUUAUUGAAACAAUCUGGCAUCGGAAAGGCGGUGAUGUACCUAUAUAAACAUCCCAAAGAAACGAAGGCCAACCGCGAGCGAGCCGGCCGCUUGAUCUCCGAAUGGGCCAGACCAAUAUUUAACCUCUCCACCGAUUUUAAAGCCAUGACGCGCGAGGAGCGGCAGGCGCGCGACGAGGCCAUGGCGGGCGGGCGCGGGGCGCGCAGCGGCGGGGGCGCGGGCGGGGGCGCGAGCGGGGGCGCGGCGGGGGGCGCGCGGGGCCCCGACGCCGCCGAGCGCGCCGCGCGCCCCGGCGAGCCCGGCUGGGUGGCGCGCGCGCGCGUGCCCGCGCCCUCCAGCAAGGACUACGUGUACCGCCCCAAGUCCACCUGCGAGACCGACAUGUCGCGGACGAGCAAGAAGAAGAUGACGCGCUACGAGAAGCAGAUGAAGCGAUUCAUGGACCAGAAGCGUAUGAAAAGCGGGUCGCGACGCGCCGUCGAGAUCUCCAUCGAGGGCCGCAAGAUGGCGCUCUAGGCGAUUGUGAUAAGUCAUAGGUUAACACUAAGGAACUGAAUAAAUUAUGUGACGAA
Trichoplusia ni (cabbage looper) is the source of this 2271-nucleotide messenger RNA. RefSeq names its product protein IWS1 homolog. The coding region runs from base 233 to 2215 and encodes 660 amino acids. Gene Ontology annotation, biological process: poly(A)+ mRNA export from nucleus. The record is from RefSeq and is a predicted model, not a curated record. The transcript is spliced from 11 exons. Gene Ontology annotation, cellular component: nucleus. NCBI's taxonomy places the organism in Eukaryota, Metazoa, Arthropoda, Insecta, Lepidoptera, Noctuidae.